AUGAGCCCACAGGGUGGGCCAAGCCCGCCUCGGAUCCCGCCCGCUCCGACCCCAAAGCCCCUGGCGGAGCGGAACCGCGGUGUCCCCACUCACCCGCUCCCGGAGCGGCGGGGGCGGCCUGCCCGCGCCUCGGCCUGCGCUCUGCGCCCGGAUGCAGGUGCCGGAGCCCGGCGAAGCGCCGGGCGGGAGCAGCGGGAAGCCGCCAGGGAUGGCGCCGAGCUGGCGCGGGGACAGGACCGCGGAGGCACCGGCGCGAAGCCGGGACGCGCUGUGCAGCGGGUGGGAUUCCGGCUGGCCCUGCGCUCACGUGGGUGCGGGGGCGCGGGGCGGCCGGGGGAGGGGGCGGGAUCCCCUCCGGGAUGCCCCCCGCCUCCCCCGCGCCGAGCCCAGGCUCAGCCGCAGCGCGGGAGGAAGGGCAAGGCGCGGGUGGGGAGGGAGGGGGAUCCUGGGCUGGGCGAGGUGGGUGGCCUCUCCCGCGUCCCGCCCCCGCCCCCGCCUCGGAGCCGCGCCUCCGAGCCCCAGCCUCCCGCGCCUCCCCCCUUCCCCCCCCACGCCCCGCGACCAGGCCCGAAAGUCCCGGGAGAGCUGCGGGACCCGCCCGGGUACCGCUGGGCCCGGACCCGCAUCCCCGGAGGAGGUCUGGGCCAGACGCGGGGGCGACCCUCCAGGUGCCCCGGCCGCCACGUGGGCUCCGUGGCCCCGCUUCUCCCUUCGGGCACACAGCCGGGCCUUGGCCUCUUGGCCGCUGUGUGCCCUUGA
Molecule: messenger RNA, 759 nt
Organism: Lutra lutra (Eurasian river otter)
Lineage: Eukaryota; Metazoa; Chordata; Mammalia; Carnivora; Mustelidae
Product: translation initiation factor IF-2-like
Exons: 2
Coding region: 1-759 (252 amino acids)
Source: RefSeq, a predicted model, not a curated record